Messenger RNA from Penicillium antarcticum, 534 nucleotides. Its product is annotated as cupin domain-containing protein. The transcript has a single exon. The record is from RefSeq and is a predicted model, not a curated record. Lineage: Eukaryota; Fungi; Ascomycota; Eurotiomycetes; Eurotiales; Aspergillaceae. The coding region runs from base 1 to 534 and encodes 177 amino acids.
AUGAUAACUCCCCAGUCUGAUAUCCACGUAACUCUUCGCCAGAUUCCAGAAUGGCGCCAUAUUCCCAAUACAUCGAUCCAGUCCAAACCACUCAUGAUCUACCACGGAGCCUUCAAUGCUAGAUCUGCGGAGCUCGAGAGACACCUGGAAGAAGUGGCUGAAGUCAUACCGCAGUGGGUAUAUACCAUGUACAGCCAGACCCAUUUCCAUUCCACAACACACGAAGUACUCGGCGUUGUGUCGGGGAGCGCGCGUCUGUGUUUCGGCGGCGAGGAGAAUCCCGAGCGAUUCGAGCCGAGCGUUCAGCGCGGUGAUCUGAUUAUUGUUCCUGCAGGGGUUGGACAUCGGCUCCUGGAGGACCUGCGUGGGAACCAGGAGGAUUUCCAAAUGGUCGGCGCAUAUCCCCCUGGCAAGCAAUGGGACAUGUGCUAUGGGAAGCCAAAUGAGAAAGAAAAGGUGCAGAGCAUCAAUAAUGUGGCCUGGUUUCAACGUGACCCGCUGUAUGGUGUCGACGGACCUGCCCUGCAAGUGUAG